UCAUUGCAGUUUAGGCAAGUGUGGGGUUUACGGCGUUGGACUGCGUCUCUCUUCUUGAAAAAAUAUUCAAACCCUAGCUCCGAACGAGCUUGGUCCUAGCUAUUCUUUCCUUGUCCGCCGACGGUUGUCGGUUGCCUCUCCUCGGCCGGAAAAAAAGGAAAUCCAAAUGCUUUCGACUGCUGCAAGCCCUCCGUUUUGGUUCCGAGCGCCGUCUCCAAUUCGCCAUGGUGCCAUACUUUUCAUCUUAUCUCAUCCAAGUGCCUCAUCAGGCUUCUUUCCGUCUCAGCCAAGGGCUUUCUUACGCUUCGAAUGCUUUGGACGUCAGCGUUUUGCUGGUUCAAUGUAUCAGUGCAGUUGAGAUUCGGAGCUGACCAGCUCGGGCACUUGGACGUGCUAGUUGGUGCUCAAACAAGCAUGACAAAAUUUUCGUCAAGAAAUGGUUGUCUUACUCAAAGAAGACAAUGCCCAUGUGGGAUUGAGACAUGUUUUGUUAGGAUUGAAGGGGACGAAGAAGAUUUGUCACCCGAGUCUUUAAUAGAAGCUAGAAUUCCACAUGGACCAUUCAAAAUUUCUUUGGAAAGAAGCUCAGUUGAUAGCUCACCUUAUGUAGGCCAGUCCUUCCGAACUGAUGAUGAGGCUCAGAAUUACUACACCAAUUUUGCUAGAAAGAAUGGUUUUGCCAUUCGUAGAGAGCGGUCGAAAGGCAACCCUACUCAUCCUUUAGGAGUUUACAAGCGUGAGCUUGUCUGCCAUCGUGCUGGCCAAUCACUCCCAAGGAAGACAGCUGAGCUCAAACGCCAACGUAAUAAGAAAUCAUCACGUUGUAAGUGUGAGGCUCAAAUGAUUAUAAAGAAGAAUGUCUCUAAAGGUGUUUCUCGAUGGGUGGUUAUACAAUUCAGUAAUGUGCAUAAUCAUGAACUGCUGGAUAGCGAGGAAGUACGCCAUCUUCCUGCGUAUCGGAACAUAUCUUCAGUUGAUCGUGAAAAUAUAUUAUCCCUUGCAAAGCGUGGUUUUACUGUGAAUCAUAUAAUGAAGGCACUUGAGACAGAGAAAGGAGUAAAAGCUGGUCACUUAACUUUCACAGAGAGGGAUCUUCGCAAUUUCCUUCAGGCUUCUAAGAACAUCAAUAAAGAAAAUGAGGGAACUGAGCUUCUCAAGGCUUGCAAGGCUAUGAAGGACAAGCGUCCAGAUUUUCGUUUUGAGUUCACAUUGGAUGACAGUGACUGUGUAGAGCACAUUGCUUGGUCAUAUCCAGAAUCAUUUCAAGCUUACAGAUUGUUUGGGGAUAUUGUGAUUUUUGACACAAGUUAUAAUUUGUAUGAAUAUGAUCGGCUGUUUGGAGUUUGGUUUGGAUUGGACAACUAUGGUAAUGUCAUAUUUUUUGGGUGUGUUCUGCUGCAAGAUGCUAAACCCCAUUCACAUAGAUGGGCCUUGCAGUCAUUUGUUAGAUUGAUGGAAGGGAAAUUCCCACGAACGGUGCUGACAGAUCUGGACAUGGGGCUUAAAGAUGCUAUGAUGAGUGAGCUACCAAGUACAAAGCAUGUUUUUGCCAUAUGGCAUCUUACGUCGAAGUUAUCGAGUUGGUUUUCAACUUUACCUGGUUCACAGUUUGAGAAUUUUGUAUCGGACAUGCUGAGAGUGUGCAAUUUGGAUAGUGUGGUAGAAUUCGAUCAUCAGUGGAAUCAGAUGGUUUUAGAUUUUGGACUCGACUCUGAUAGACAUAUAGCUAUACUCUCAUUUCAUAGAGAGUAUUGGGCUCUGCCAUAUUUGCGAGGCUGUUUCUUAGGUGGAUUAAUGAGAAGUGGUCGUCCUACUUCAGUCAAAUCAUUCUUCAAAGGGCCCUUGAAUUCUCAGACACGUCUCAGGGAUUUUUUUGAGCGGGUUGGGACUGCCAUUGAUUUCCUAAACCAAGCUGGAGAAGAAGCCACACUGCGACAAAACUACCAAAAUAUUAAGACCAGAACGUGCAUGCCCCUCGAGGAACAAGCAUUGCACAUCCUCACACCUUAUGCCUUCGACAUGUUUCAGAGAGAAAUUGUAGAAUCGAUGCAAUUUGCGGUGUAUGAAACGGAAAGAGAAAGUUAUCUUGUUCGCCAUCGGUUGAUGAUCGAAGGAGGACACUUUGUAAGGUGUAUCCAACCAGAUGAUGAGAUUCAAUGCAGCUGCCAAGAGUUCGAGUCAUCCGGAAUUCUUUGCAGGCACAUCCUUCGUGUGCUCUCAUUGAAGAAUUAUUUCAUGCUUCCUGAUAGAUACCUUUUAAUUCGAUGGCGCCGAGAAAGCUCAUUGUUUCCGAAAAGCUCAGGCUACAAGUUCCGCUCACAAGCAUUGCGCUCGCUUGCUUCGAUCGUGAUUCAGGAAUCAUCAUUAACAAAGGAUCGGUUCGAUUAUGCGCAGUGGCACAUGAGUAAGCUUCUGACUCAUGUGAGGGAGAUGCCUACUACAGUUGAUGAAACCACUGCAGAUGUGGAGCCAAGCUCAUUAUAUGAUGCUGCUGCAGCCAACCUUGUUUCUCAACAGACAACAGCCAGGACUAGGCAUAAGAAGUUGAAAAAUGUCGCCCAAGCUGAAGCUGAAGUCAACUUGGAUGUGGCAGAAUCAUAGAGGUCAUGUUCAGUAAAUGUCGCGUGUGGAGUAUUUCCUUCGGGUUAUGAUCUUCAUCUAAAUACGUUACAGAAAUUAGUUUUUUUAGGGAAUUUGUUUGAUAUUUAUAUGCCAUAUGUGCUGAGUCUGUUCUGCUUGAUUUUGGAGAGAGCAACAUGUUUCCGUAAACUUUGUAAAUAUUGCUCAAGCUUAACCGUCCUCAUUUAGCUU
Messenger RNA from Phalaenopsis equestris, 2811 nucleotides. RefSeq names its product protein FAR1-RELATED SEQUENCE 11-like. Gene Ontology annotation, biological process: regulation of DNA-templated transcription. The coding region runs from base 310 to 2601 and encodes 763 amino acids. The record is from RefSeq and is a predicted model, not a curated record. The transcript is spliced from 4 exons. NCBI's taxonomy places the organism in Eukaryota, Viridiplantae, Streptophyta, Magnoliopsida, Asparagales, Orchidaceae. Gene Ontology annotation, molecular function: zinc ion binding.